ACAUAUUCACAUACUACACAAAUACAAUCCUUCUCUCUCACACUCUCUCCCCCCUGUCCACUAAUCUCUGACCCAUCUCUCUCUCUCUCCCUCUCUCUCUGUUUGGCAUUCAAUCCAGCCUCAUUUUGAGCCUGCUUUGCAUACAUUCCAAAACAGAGCACUCUGUUUCUUCCCCUGUUUCACAAAACUCUCGAACCAAAGAUGACCAAAAAGAAUGUGCUUGUCAAGGAAUCAGGUCUUGAGAUGGCCAUAAACAUGGCCGUCUCAAACUCUUCCAUUUUCACGACGGCGGCUCAGAAGCCGCCGUCUGUGCCAGGCGGUUACAUAACCAUCUCCCGGAAGAAGUUACUUCAGAAUCUCGAGAUUAAUGGAGGAACAAGAAUCAACUCUUGGGUUGAUUCCAUGCGAGCUUCUUCACCUACUCACCACAAAGCCUCGCAUUCACUUGCUGAUGACCACAGCUCUUGGAUGCUUCAGCAUCCAUCAGCUCUAGACAUGUUUGAGCAGAUUACGAAAGCUUCCAAGGGGAAACAAAUAGUCAUGUUCCUUGACUACGACGGAACCCUCUCUCCCAUUGUUGAGGACCCAGAUCGUGCUUUCAUGUCUGAUGCUAUGAGAGCAACAGUUCGAAAGCUUGCUAGAUAUUUUCCAACUGCUAUAGUGAGUGGAAGAUGCAGAGACAAGGUGUAUAGUUUCGUACGUUUGGCAGAAUUGUACUAUGCCGGAAGCCACGGUAUGGACAUAAAAGGACCUUCAAAAGGAUCCAACUAUGCCAAGAGUGCUCAAUCUGUUCUUUGCCAGCCAGCCAGUGAAUUCCUACCUAUGAUAGAUGAGGUUUACCAGAUACUCCUGGAGAAAACAAAAUCUACUCCUGGUGCUAAGGUGGAGAAUAACAAGUUCUGUCUUUCUGUGCAUUUUCGCUGUGUUGAGGAGAAGAGAUGGAGUGAACUGGCACAACAAGUUCGGUCAGUGUUGAAGGAGUACCCAAAGCUUCGAUUGACACAAGGAAGAAAGGUAUUAGAGAUACGUCCUACCAUCAAGUGGGACAAAGGCAAGGCGCUUGAGUUUCUGUUGGAAUCACUCGGGUAUGCUAAUUGUGCCGACGUCUUUCCUGUUUACAUUGGCGAUGAUAGAACCGAUGAAGAUGCGUUUAAGGUGUUAAGAGACAGAGGACAAGGUUUCGGCAUUCUUGUUUCCAAAAUCCCCAAGGAAACAAAUGCAGCUUAUUCUUUACAGGAGCCAUCUGAGGUGAUGGAUUUCUUACGACGACUGGUGGAGUGGAAACGGCUAUCUCUGAGAAGACAAUUCAGAAUGCUGAGAAGAGCUGUAUUAGAUGAUGGAUUACUCACUAAGUUGGAUAAAGCGGAACCGAUAAUUACAGUUCAGGAUGCCGAGAUGACAUGCGCAUGAGGGCAUCAAAAUAAUCUACCCUGUUGAUGAAUUAUGUCUAGAAUAUUAGGUGGAUAUGCAAAUAUAUAUCAAAAUAUAGUAUGUAUCUGUAAACUCUUGUUUGAAGAACAACAAGAGGGCUAAGGGGAAAUGAACAGAGGCCUUUCUUUUUGCCUCGAGGCCUUGUACAUUUGUAUCUAGUCAUGUACAAGGGGGAAGUCUGUAAUGUUCAACUUGUUUGAUCAAUGAAUAGAUGGUUUUCUAGCA
This is a messenger RNA of Daucus carota subsp. sativus, 1656 nucleotides long. Its product is annotated as probable trehalose-phosphate phosphatase J. NCBI's taxonomy places the organism in Eukaryota, Viridiplantae, Streptophyta, Magnoliopsida, Apiales, Apiaceae. Gene Ontology annotation, molecular function: trehalose-phosphatase activity. Bases 202 to 1410 code for a protein of 402 amino acids. Gene Ontology annotation, biological process: trehalose biosynthetic process. The record is from RefSeq and is a predicted model, not a curated record. The transcript is spliced from 11 exons.